UGCCUCCCAACGCUAAGACUAGAAUGCUUGGAUUAAAGAGAAUUUUUCUAAUAGGUUUUAUAAGUUUGUGCUUGGUACACUAUAUAUCCGCUGGACAGAAAAAGAAUAGGACCAAGCCUACAAAGAAACUACGCAGAACCGAACCCCCGGAAACUACGAAAACGACAACAAUAAACACAACCACAUCAGAUGGCAAUAACGUCACAACACCGACAAUAAUAACCACGACCACAUCAAAUGAUCUUGGAAAGAAUAAGAAUAAGAAUAGGAAUAAGAAUAAAAAAAAUAAGACUAAGGCACGCAAACCCAAACGUCCCAAGAAUACGCCAUUAACCACAACCACAUCAAAUGGCCUUCGUUCUGGAUUAGAAAUUCCCGAGUGUGUUCCUAGUGAUGUCCCUGAUUUUUCAGGCUAUUGCCCACCCGGGUAUAAUCUCAAAAUUCCCGAGUGUUGUGUUCCUGUACAUGUGGAUUUUGACCCAUUCGGCGGUGGGAUUUCUGGCGAAGGAAAUGACAUUUGUCCAACCGGGUAUGAACUCAAUAUAACAUGUACUACAAAUAGUACUACUACUACAACUGAAAAACCUGUUAGUGAUGUUGACGAAAACGGACUCAAAAUUACUAAUCCAGUGGAGGACAAAACAGCAUCUGAGGAGGCUCCUCUACCAAAUGAUUUAGUUUCGAGUGGAGCUGAAGAAGAUGGCAUUGCAUCGGCCGAGAGAGCAACAAAUAAUUUACCUCCUCCUGGAUAUGACGGGUCGGAUUCCAAAGCUGACGACACUCCAGCGGAACUAAAAUCGUUGUCCGAUGAGGAAAAAACGAUUUCCGAGAAAGCCGUUUUGGAAGGCAAUACAAUUGAUGUUGGUGAUGGACUAACAGCG
Molecule: messenger RNA, 881 nt
Organism: Owenia fusiformis
Lineage: Eukaryota; Metazoa; Annelida; Polychaeta; Sabellida; Oweniidae
Source: the annotation of a GenBank genome assembly